Trachemys scripta elegans is the source of this 5418-nucleotide messenger RNA. Its product is annotated as receptor-transporting protein 2-like. The record is from RefSeq and is a predicted model, not a curated record. Gene Ontology annotation, biological process: detection of chemical stimulus involved in sensory perception of bitter taste; protein targeting to membrane; protein insertion into membrane. Gene Ontology annotation, molecular function: olfactory receptor binding. The transcript is spliced from 3 exons. NCBI's taxonomy places the organism in Eukaryota, Metazoa, Chordata, Testudines, Emydidae. Bases 480 to 1190 code for a protein of 236 amino acids.
CAAUGAAGGAGCCCAUCUUUUCUCCAGAUGUCAUGACAUUCGCAUUUUGACACAAGGACAUGGGAAAAACCUAGGCCCUGGGAUGACGUCUGUGUCCCGUUUUCUUCUCUGCCUGUCUCAGUAAUCACCUGGCCGCGGCUCUGCUGAAUCUGAAUGCCAAUGGGGAAAACAAAGCCAGUCCAACUUUUUGUUUGAGUGACUAUUCACACACAUCAUUUGGAGGCAUUCACCCAUCUCAGAAAUACAGUCCUUAUCAUAUACCCCAGGCGGAAACUGGAGAACCAGAUUAGCUUUGGAAACAAAACUCCUUUUAGUUUCAUUUCUCACACACACAGAAGUUAUCCGGUAUCUAGCAGCGAAGGAACUCAAAUCCCCACCCUGCCGCUCAGCAGGUGAUGAGAUAGAAGUGGGAAGUAAACAAUCAAAACUCCAUUUGUAACGCAGCACACUUUGGAGUGUCCUCACGAACAUCUGGAGAGAUGAAGAAGCUGAACAUGGAUUCUUGGAGAGAAAUGUUUUAUGAGAAGAUAGAGGAGGUGAACCCACAAGACUAUUGGGACCUAAAGAUGCACCAGAACCUUGAUUACAAUGACUUGGGACCUGGUUGGAAACAAUCACUGCAAGAACAUGCAUUUGCCAGCUUCCAGUGCUCAUCUUGCCAGCAUUUCUGGUCAUCAAGUCAAGUGGUUAUUCUGUUCCAUAUGUACCUGGACCAGCACAGGAGAAAAGGUUGGGUGAAGAUGAGAGUCUUUAGACAAGAAUGUUAUGAAUGCUCUGAGGGUAAGUUAGAAGAGCCAAAUUUCAAGGAGGAAAGCGUCCAGAAGGUCUUGGAGAACUUGGUCAUCAGCAUUAGAGAGAAAUGCUAUGGAGAGUAUGUGGCCCAGUUAUCUGAGGUUACAGUGAUAGGCCGGCACUAUGGACCACAUCGGAGUGACCAUUGUGAGGCUUGUCGGUUGGGAAUACAUCAGAGGCCCAAACACACGAUGUAUUAUGGAAGACCCAAGGACAUAGUGUACCAUGGGACAUCCAAAGACACAAUGCCACCAGUUCAGCUACCAUCACACAAUUUACCCCAGGGCACAAUUUGCGGUAGUUUUGUGUUUUGCUGUGUUUUAUGGACUAUUUUGAUUUUUAUUUAUAUGAACAGUUGGAUACUAAAGCUAGUGGGGGUAAACCCCCUCGAUUCAUGAAUAAUUGCAAAUACAAAUAGUGGGGGUAAACCCCCUCGAUUCAUGAAUAAUUGCAAAUACAGUCAGCUAGUUUUGUUUGCUCUGACUGGUGAGCUUGUAUUUCUUAUUUUACCUGAGUGUGUAGAUAAUUACUAGGGAUUCAAGAACAUUUUUGAAGUCCCCAAAAACUUCAUGAAGUCUGGUGGGAAUGAUUCUGCGUCGGAAAAUUCUACCCAGAACUACAUCAUUCAUCCCUCGCUUUUCUCUAGUUAUUGUUCUCCUGUUUGAAAACUUCCAGUUGGCUAAUCAAGGAGCAGAAACAAUACCACAUGACUUAGGUGACCAACCACACACCAGGAGUAACAAAUGGCUAAAACGAACAGUUUGUGAACAGUCCAAGAGACUGAAAUUAUUUGUCUGGACUAUUUGGCAAAGCUAAAUAACCAACACGUUGGAUCCAUGAACCUAGAAAGGAGCUACGUUAAUAAUGAACAUGAUUUGUGACGACUUAUGCAGCUGGCUCCAUCUGUUACCUUCCUGCUUUUUAAGGCAUUUGACAUGGAAAACUGAACAAGGAGAGAGACUGGAUUUAGCAACUGAACUAUUUGAGGAAAGAUGGGCCAAAGGAAAUGAGCUAAUUCAAAAGAGAAUCAUACCAAUGUCAGGCUGGAGGGGAACUCAAGAGGUCAUCUAGUCCACCCCCACUCCCAUGCUAAGGCAGGAUAAAGUAAGCCUAGACCAUCCCGGAUAGAUGUUUGUCUACCCUGCUUUCAAAAACCUUCAGUGACGGAGAUUCCACAGCUCACUUGGCAACCUGUUCCAGCGCCUAGCUAUCCCUAAAGUUUUUCCUGAUAUCCAACCUAAAUCACCAUUGCUGCAAACAAAACCCAUUACUUGUCCUACCCUUGGUGGACAUGGAGAACAAUUGAUCACCGUCCUCUUGCCUUGGACAGAGUUGAAGAGAGUUAUCACAUCUCCCUCAGCCUCCUCUUCUCUAGACUAAACAUGCCCAAAAUCGUGGAUCCAACUUUUACAAAAACGAUAUGUAUCCCUAAUGCAACUCAUAACACCGACUGCUUCGCUGUGAUGUAGUCAGUUACCUUUUGUGUUUGUCACCCUUUUUUCCCCUUGUGCAGGAAAUGAAUUGUUCCGUCAAUAAUUGUGUGCCUCUUUAAAAAAAAGUAAGUAACUGAAAAAACCAAGGUGAUGGGGAAGCUUAGUUGCUGUCUCUUUAAAUGCCAUAAUGCAGGUUGGGUAGUUACAAAGCCACAUGUGUAAUGUUGUGGUUAACAGUGAAGCAACUCUUCGGUUUGCCCUUGAAAUGGGUUGUUCCUGUUGACUAAUAUACGCUGACUAGCAUACUUACAUUUUACGCUGCUAAUACCACCCGCAAUAUAUAUUCCAAGCAUUUAAGUCUAUAUAUUAUUAAGCAUUAAUACAGCAGUUGUAUAGCCCAAAUUGGCCUGUAACUUUAUUAUGAUUUGUUCACUUAUGCUAAGUGUCCCAUAACACCUCUCAUUAGCUGAAAUUGACUUUGGCUUAAGUAGAUGCGAAAACGGUCAGGAUCAGGACAUGUGAGCAUUGCCUCAUAGCUACCGUGUCAAGCCUGUUUAUCCUGGUACAGGCUGAAAGGGUGUCUUCACACCCCUUAAGACCUGGAAAGCAUGUGGUCAGAAGAACAAAAGCUACACUGUGGUACCAGGAACAAACAAGGUGAAAAGCUGAUUAAUGAAAUCCAGUUUCAGGUGAUGUAUGUACUAGCUUUUACUGGUAAAUAAGUAGGGUAUAAAAAGAUGGCUUUAGGGCUGUCACUUUGGGGAACACACCUGGCACGGAGCUGCUCUGCGGAGACUGGUAUCGUAUAGAACCUUUGCCCUAGACCAUAUUAAUAAACCUGAGUGACAUUGAUUAUUUAGUCUCUUGAAUAUAUUUCAUAAUGAACCAAAGGGGGGUGAAGCAACUGACUAGACAAUUUACUCACAGUUCUAAGGAUUCUUUUGUAGCCUGGAUCCAGUGUUUCCUCUCCCUUGGCUGGGGAGUGGGGCGGGCAUAGGCUCACCCAUCACAGUACCAACUUCUGCACCAAAUGAAGCAGGGGCUAUCUAGCCUCAUUUGCUUCUCAGGCCUGCGUCAUUCCCAAGAACCACCUCUCUUGUGCACUGAAAGAAGCAGAGGUCCUGGGGAAAAUAUAGUGCCCGAUCAUGUAAACUACCUUAUCAGAAUUCAUAGGCACAAGGGAGCUGGAUUAAAGCUGCACGGGCGACCUUAGUGCUGGCAUUUCCGGAAUUCAGGAGGUUGCAGUCUUAAUGUUUCGAAACGCCCGCUCUGUCCAUUUCUCCCUUGUGUCCAAGGGGCAGCGCUGACUCGGCUCAAGGAGGUGUUUGAGUUACACACAUCGGAUGGGCACAGAUAAUCCUCACUUGUAACCAUUCCCUGUUGCAGGCAAUCAGAGAUGCUGCUGCGUGGCCUUGCUUAGUGCAACUGUGCGAUGCUCCCACAAGGUGCUCUUCCGGUGUGACUCGAUGUCUCCUGCCAGCUCUUGCCUGUCCCGGUACACAUGCACACUCACACCCUCUGUCUCACACAUGGGCACGUUGUUCAUGUACGUGCAGAUGAGACCGAAAUGAAACGACACACUAAGAGCUCUGACGUGGGCCCCAUGCACCUGAGGCCCCUCUGACUUUAGGAGCCUCCCCGAGGUUCCUCAGUGGAAGAAGGGGCUUGGAGCGGGUGCUGAUUUCAGUCACGCUCACCUUCCAUCCCCUCCUUUGCUGCACCAGGCCCAGGUGGUGACCAAACGCCCCACCCCACCAUUUGCGCUUGAGUCUUCAUUCCCACUGGCAGGGAACGGCCAGGAAAGUGCCACUCCCCAAACCAGGGGUUUGGCUGCUGGAACAAUGUCUGGGACUGAACGGCUCGGGAGGCCAGGCCUGGCCAACGCUCUCACCCAGAACAAUGCCGGGUGCUGUGCCCGAGAUGCUCCAUUCCAGUCAAUAGGAGAGGGACUUCCACAGUCCCCAGGCAAAGCAGACUGUCCAGGGGUUCUCUCCAGCUCCGAUGUCGGGGGGUUUGUGCUGCAUCCCUUCCCCCGCUUCUGAGGGGAGUGUGUGUGUGUGUGUGUGCGCGUGGGUAUGACAGCAUUGCCCAGCGCUAGUUGUGAUGCCCCUUGUCUCUGCUGGGAACGCUCUGUCUGUUCCAAAGAAACACACUGACUGUUGGUUUCCAUUGUGCACCAGCCCCAAGUCUAAUCACGCCAUGCCUAAUGGCAUUCCUGGGACGGAUGCUAUAGAAACGUACCGGGCCUCAUUUUCUUUGCUAAAAAAACAUUUCUUCAAAUAAAAAGGAGAUUCUUAAACAACUUCUUCUUGUAGCUUCUCUGCCACAGACUUCUGGUGUGACCUUGGCAUGUCUCUUAUUCUCUCUGGGGAAAGGAGGAUGAAGAUCAUUGUUUUGUCCCACUCGUUGUCUGUCUAGACUGUAAGCUCUUCAGGACAGGGCCUGGCUCUCGCUGCGUGUUUGGACAGUUCCCAGCACAAACUGGAAUACAGAUGUUACAAUUCUGAACUCAGCAGCAACCUAAUCUACCCUCACAGUGGUUUUCUGUCUAAUUUAAUCGCUCUGCCUGUAGGCAUUUUUAGGGCAGUAUCUUUGUGCCAUUGACUUCAUCUGAGUAACUCCGUUUUUACCCUGGUGUCCAUGAGAUCAGAAUCUGGCUCUGAGUCCUUCCAACUCCCCCUUUGAAGACACAACUCCCUUUGGUAAACGUCCCAGGAAAGGAAUUUGGUUUCUUUUGAAGUAAAGCUUCCGUCCCCUCCUGCUCAAGAAUCUCCCUUAGUCAUUCUCCUUUCUUCUUCCUUGACUGAGUUUACACAAUAAUCGAUCAGUGAAAGGAAUUCAUGGCAGGCUCAGGUACUGCGGCUGGAUAACAGCUGGCUUACUGACCACUGGGCAUUACGAGAAAUAGUUCGAUCAGAGUUUAAAAAAUAAUAUUAUUGAGCAGUUAUAUUUUUGGAGGACAGGGCAAGCAUUCCUGGACCAUGGUUACCUCCAUUUUGCAGAUGGAGAAACUGAGGCACGCAGCGGUAAUGUGAUGUAGCGCAGAAAGGCUGGGAUUCAGUCUCAGUUCUUGGUGGAGGUGGAGCGCCAGAGCAGAAUUUUGCAGCAGAGCCAUGCUGUUACCUAGCUCCUCUGUGAUGGCCGAGGAGCACAGAGUUACAGCUCGUGUGUGUGUGUGUGUGUGUGUGUGUGU